AUGGCUCCUGUUGUAAGCCUGCCAUUGGGCCUACAUCGCAAGUCAAGGUCUUCCCUUGCUGGCCUCUCCAUUCUCCUCGCCUAUAUCCUUGUUCGCCGCCAGCAGACUCGUGCUAAGCGGCGUGCUCGUCAACAGCGUGCUGCUGCUGGCACAGCCACUGGCAGUACUAGUGACAGCUCUGCCGGUAACAAACCUCGUCGGGUCGGAGUCGAUAGACACUUUGUGGAGCAACUCAAAAAAUUACUCCCCAUUUGUAUCCCAGGCUUGGCUAGUAGAGAAGCAGGACUCUUAGCUGCCCUUGCUACCAUCUUGAUUGCUAGAACAUGGUUAGAUGUCUGGUUUUCAGGACUCAAUGGUUCAGUUGUCAAAGCUAUUGUGUCUCGCGAUCGUAAAAGGUUCAUAGCCAAAGCAAUGAUUGAGUUUGGUCUCAUGAUGUGGCCCAUGAGCAUCGUAAAUAACUCGCUCAAGUUCACGAUUAGCGCCUUGGCCCUCUCUUUCAGAGAACGUUUGACAAAGUUUGCACAUAAUCAAUACUUGGAUGGAAUCACGUUUUACAAGGUCUCCAACAUCGACAAUCGCAUUCAGAAUGCAGACCAGCUACUUACACAGGACAUUGACAAGUUUGCAGAUAACCUCAGUCAUCUGUACUCGGAUAUCGCCAAACCUUUGGUUGACAUUGUCCUGUUCGCCUACAAACUAGGAGAGGCUAUUGGUGGAGAGGCUCCAUUUUACAUGAUUGGAUAUUUCUUCCUCUCAGGCGUGGUCCUUCGUGCUCUCUCCCCGCCAUUCGGCAAAUAUACCGCUUUGGAACAAAAGCUUGAAGGUGACUUCCGCUUUGCCCAUUCGCGUAUCAUUACUCAUUCUGAGGAGAUUGCAUUCUACAAUGGCGCUGCACGUGAAAAGGACGGUGUCAAUAACGCGUUUGAUAAGAUUUCGCGUCAUGUCAAAAAGGUCUACACAAUGCGCUUCGCUAAUGGUAUCCUGGAUUCAGUACUUGUCAAGUACUGCGCGACUAUGACUGCCUAUUAUUUACUGGCGCGACCCGUCUUUGAUCCUGCUUAUGCUACGGAGCAUAUGGGCCGUGUUUCGGCUGACCCUACCAAAAUUGUUGAGGAUUAUUCUCGAAACUUCGGCCGUCUGAUCCUUGCUGGCCGUGAUCUUACGCGGUUUGCAGGAUAUACGUCGCGCGUCUCAGAACUCUUUGAUGUCUUAGAUGAUAUCAAAAAGGGCCGAUAUGAACGAACCAUGAUAGCAAAGAAUGACACCUCAUCGUCACAGAGCCAAAGUGUCGAUACAAAUGACUUGAAGGGCAAGGUCAUUACGCAGGAUGGCGUUAUUAUUUUUGAGAAGGUGCCCAUCGUGACACCCAACAACGAUGUCUUGGUGAAGGAAUUGUCAUUCAAGGUCACUAAAGGGACAGAUGUCAUUAUUGCCGGACCGAAUGGCUGUGGAAAAUCGUCGCUGUUCCGUAUUUUGGGCGACCUCUGGCCAUUGUUUGGUGGUACAGUAACGAAGCCCCAUCCCUCCAAGUUGUUCUACGUCCCACAAAAACCUUACCUGGCGUUAGGAACCUUCCGUGACCAGGUGAUUUACCCUGAUACUAAGCAGCAGGCGCUUGCUAAAGGAUUCACGGAUGCGAAGUUGUUUGAGCUUUUAAGCGUUGUUCACCUCGGAUACUUGAUUGAUCGCGAAGGUGGAUGGGACUCUGUUCAAGACUGGGCUGACGUUCUUUCCGGUGGUGAGAAGCAGCGUGUAGCAAUGGCUCGACUGUUCUAUCAUCGUCCUCAGUUUGCUAUCUUGGAUGAGUGCACGUCUGCAGUCAGCAUUGAUGUCGAAGGAAUCAUGUAUGAACACGCGCGACAGUCUGGCAUCACUCUGUUCACGGUCUCACAUCGUCCAUCGCUAAUCCGCUACCACGAGUACCUGCUUCGGUUCGAUGGGGAAGGUAACUAUCAAUUCCGAAAACUCGGCAAGGAAGACAUCCAGCAAACCGCUUUUGGCUUUGGCCAUGGGAAAUCUAAAAAGAUCAGGAAGCUUGGUGAGGAAGAUAGGGAUGGCGAUGAUGCUGAUACAGAAAAUAGUGUGUAAAUAGGCAAUUGAAAUUAUUGUGAAGUGAGGGUGGGUCAUCCAUCCAUAAAUAAAAUAAAACUAUCAAAUACAAAUAUUUGAUAACCAGGGCCUGCAGGACCAUGGGACUUAUUAUCU
Messenger RNA from Lobosporangium transversale, 2205 nucleotides. Its product is annotated as ABC transporter transmembrane region 2-domain-containing protein. The coding region runs from base 1 to 2088 and encodes 695 amino acids. Gene Ontology annotation, molecular function: ATP hydrolysis activity; long-chain fatty acid transmembrane transporter activity; ABC-type transporter activity. Gene Ontology annotation, cellular component: peroxisomal membrane. The transcript has 12 exons. Gene Ontology annotation, biological process: long-chain fatty acid import into peroxisome; fatty acid beta-oxidation; peroxisome organization. Lineage: Eukaryota; Fungi; Mortierellomycota; Mortierellomycetes; Mortierellales; Mortierellaceae. The record is from RefSeq and is a predicted model, not a curated record.